Molecule: messenger RNA, 873 nt
Organism: Rodentolepis nana
Lineage: Eukaryota; Metazoa; Platyhelminthes; Cestoda; Cyclophyllidea; Hymenolepididae
Source: the annotation of a GenBank genome assembly
AUGGUUCGAUUGGUUGUAAAGAAGGGAGACCAGCCCCAGUUUCUACUGGAUACUCCAGCAGCAACCGGUACUAGAUCUCUGAUUGAAACUAUCUGUGAAAUAUACAAUUUUCGCCUUAAGGUUUUUCGUAUCGCCGAUUAUUUAUCUGAAUUGGCUGAUCAUGGAGUUUCACUUCCACCAAAUAUGCAGGGAUUAACGGAUGAACAAAUCGAGGAGCUCAAAUUGGUUGAUGAAUGGGGUCAGAAAUGUAUCCCAAGCGGUGGGUUUGUUGAAAACAAAGAUGUUCUUGGUCGUAGGAAUGGAAAAGCUCCCAAUGAGAAAAUGACCGAAGUGUUAACCAAAACUGCAACAACAGCCAAAGAAUUGAUUUCAAAAAAAUUGAUUGAUCAAGGUAAAGCGCUUACUAAGGAAUUAGUGAAUGAGGCCUUUAUGAUGCUCAGUGGUGCUGUGACUAUUGUCUACCCGAUGGGAUUACCCCCUUAUGAUCCUAUUCAAAUGGAAUUAAAAAAUGAAGAGGAUUUGUCCGGUACCCAUGCUGGAUCUGAAGUGAUUCCUUUCGAGGAGGGAACGCUGUGGUUUUCUGGCAAGGAAUUGCUACCUGGAAAGCUUCUCUCAGAUUACGUUGGAAUGAAUGAGAAAACUAAGAUCAUUGUAAAAAUUCAGAAGAGAGGGUCUGGAGCACCUGCUAGAGAAGCUGUGAUAAGUGAGGCGGAUCAGAAAGCAAUGAUGGCAUUUUACUAUCGUAGGCAAGAGGAAUUGAAAAAGCUUGAGGAGAAUGAUGAUGAUUCUUACCUCAAUUCUGUGUGGUCGGAACCUGGGCAGUUGAAACGGCAGUUUCAUGGGCUUGGAGAUAUUAAAUGGGGACCUCGUUAG